Penicillium samsonianum is the source of this 1371-nucleotide messenger RNA. RefSeq lists its product as uncharacterized. The coding region runs from base 1 to 1371 and encodes 456 amino acids. Gene Ontology annotation, molecular function: protein binding. The record is from RefSeq and is a predicted model, not a curated record. NCBI's taxonomy places the organism in Eukaryota, Fungi, Ascomycota, Eurotiomycetes, Eurotiales, Aspergillaceae. The transcript has a single exon.
AUGUUGAACGAUCUACCCCCGGAAAUACUCCAUCUAAUUGCACGAGAUCUCGGGAGCAAAGCUCUUUAUCACCUGGUAUCCUCAUCACGUCGACUGCACACCGUGUUCCAACGAAGCCUCUACACCGAUGUGACUCUCUACGAAUCGGAGAGUAAGGACCAGACAGUCAACAUCUUCCUAUACGCCGUGAUCCGAAUACCGAGGCUGGCUAGCUAUGUUCGGUCCCUGAAGGUGAAGUCCUGGGAUACAGACAACGCCAACAAUGAAAGAUAUCCCCAGAAAAUCGGAUUUGAUGGCAACCUUGUAUACAAAAUAGUCGGUGAAAGAACGGGAUAUUCCGAACAAGAGAGAUCUAAAUGGUUGGAAGAUCUCGAACGGGAUAACAGUGAUGCCUGGUUGGCUUUGCUUAUUCCGCAAUUGAAGCAAUUGCGGAAACUCAGCCUUAUCUGGCCGUGCGGGUCAUACUAUGUUUUGGAUAUGUUGGAAAAAGUUGCUAUUGAGGAGGAACCGGUAUUUCCUCAUCUCAAGGAAGCAUAUGCAGCUUGGUGGGACUCAGAGGGCGGAUUCCAAUCACAUUACAUGCAUGCGUUCUUCAAUUUCCCGUCAAUGCGCAAAGUGGGUUGCUAUAUGUUGAAGGAGUAUGAGAGGCAUGAUGAUGAUGAGUAUGAGUUUGAAUCGGAUGACUCCGAACUUCCAAAGCGUGAAACUCUCUCGCAACAGUGCUCGAACAUAACCGACAUCGACCUCCAAGACAGCAAUGCUGGGGAGGGAAUGCGGGAAUGGAUUCAGGCCUGCAAAGCACUGAAAUCAUUCCGGGUUGUUCAUGGUGCCGGAGUGGUCUCCGGGGAUCACUUUCAGCCGCGGAAAAUUUACGAAUCGCUUUCGCUCCAGAAGUCGACGCUGGAAUCUAUUUGGGUCGAGGCUCACGAUGGAGUCUAUAUAGAUACCGAUGACGAAUGGAUGGGGUCUUUUGUUGGUUUUACCGCUUUGAAGCUUAUUUGUGCUUCCUUGCCCAACCUUGUGGGAUUCGAUGAUGGCAAUCUACCGGUACGAAAACUUCGAGGUGUUCUUCCUUCCUCGUUAGAGACAUUAUAUGUUUCAGUCGAUAGGGAGGAAAGCUUUAAUAGAGCUAUAGAUCAGUUGGUGGAAUUGGCUGCCUCGAAGAGCUUCCCCAAAUUGGCUGCGAUACAUCUUGAAUACUACCACCUUAGGGAGCCGAAGAAUGCUACAAGGCUUGAAUGGUUGGAGCAGAGGUGUCAAGAGGCUGGUGUUUUGUGUGUUCCCCAUGACUCGAAAGGGUGGGUACAAGGGGAGAAGCAGAUGAUGGAAGUUAUUUGGCCUUAUAACGAGGCUAGCUUGCUUGGAUGGUAA